This is a messenger RNA of Arctia plantaginis, 1482 nucleotides long. Lineage: Eukaryota; Metazoa; Arthropoda; Insecta; Lepidoptera; Erebidae. The record is from the annotation of a GenBank genome assembly.
AUGCCUACUGAGACUGAAGAAAAAGCUCUUCGAUACAGAAGAGCUCAAAGUGUGUCAACAGCUGAAGAAAUUAGUGAAACUGAGAAGAAAGUGCGAAAAUUACAAUAUGAUAAACCGAUCCAUACACCUAGAGACUCGUUGUUCUCAUGGAGCUCAGAAUUUAACAAUUUCACUGGCUUGGUUAACUGGGGUUUCCUGAUGUUAUCGAUCGGCGGAGUACGUUUAUGCCUGGAAAACUUUUUAAAAUAUGGAUUUCGUGUGAAUCCACUCGAAUGGAUUAUAGUGUUGACUGGCUAUAACGAAGGCGAGAGGGACCAAUAUCAUUCUGUUAAAUUAAUAGUGUUUAGUAUUGUGCCUGUUGUUGUCAGUCUGCUGAUUGAAAAAGCUGUUGCAGUGGAUUUAGUACCAGAAAAGUUCGGCCUAACGUUGCAGAUUUUGAAUAAAUUAUUUGUGCUCAUAUUACCUGCUGCAGUUUUACAAAUCAAGAAAGACGAAUUUAGUUUCGUUGGAAUCACAACAGUUUGCUUCCUUUACUUAGUAAUAUUUUUAAAACUCUGGAGUUACGUUCAGACGAAUCAUUGGUGUAGGAAUGGUUCCAAGAGACGACAUUUGAAAAAUACGCUCAGAAGACAGAGUUUAUCUGCACCCAAUUGGAAUGAACUAGUUAAUGCCGAACAUGAGCAAAGUAAAGAAGAUCUAUUGAACGGCACCGCAGCUGCGGCCAAACUAACUAAGUAUCCCGAUAACUUGAACCUCAAAGAUCUGUUCUACUUUAUGUUGGCCCCCACCCUGUGUUAUGAGUUGAAUUUCCCUCGCACUGGAAGAAUCAGGAAGAGGUUUGUUAUCAAAAGAUUGUUAGAGUUGAUAUUUGGAGUGAAUCUUGUUCUGGCAUUGUUUCAACAAUGGAUGAUACCGUCCGUCAAGAACUCAGUUGAGACAUUUUCCAAAAUGGAUCCUAUCAGGAUAACAGAGAGAUUACUGAAAUUAGCUGUACCAAACCAUCUACUGUGGCUUUGUUUUUUCUACCUUACUUUCCAUUCCUUCUUAAAUCUUAUGGGCGAGCUCUUGCAAUUCGCUGAUCGUAACUUCUACAGUGAUUGGUGGAACGCUAACAACAUUAAUGUGUUUUGGAGCAGCUGGAACAUGCCAGUCCAUAUGUGGGCAGUGAGACAUGUAUACAAACCUAUCACAGAAAGAGGAUAUACUAAAGUAGUUGCUGGCAUUGUUGUGUUUCUAAUAUCAGCGUUUUUCCACGAAUACUUGGUGAGUGUUCCGCUGCAAAUGUUCAGGAUAUGGGCGUUCUUGGGUAUGAUGGCUCAGCCGCCAUUAGCGGUUAUAUCUCGCAUUGCAGAAAAAAGGCUUGGACCUCGAUAUGGUAACAUCAUGGUGUGGAGCUCUUUAAUCCUCGGCCAACCGCUUGCUAUAAUGAUGUAUUACCAUGAUUACGCAAUGUUACAUUUCAAACCAAUAAGCACCGAGUAA